UCUGGUUUUCGUAUUCUGAUUGAAAUAUUUGUUAUUUCAGCCUUCAGUCUAAUAAUCAUUAUAUUAUUCAUCAAAUUUUAGUAUAAAUAUAAACAUAAAUUCAAUCAUUUGAUUAGUUUUCAAUUGCGAUUUGCUUUCAUAAGUCUUUAAAAAUGUUUAAAUUAAUUGUUUUAAUUGCUUUUUGUGGUGCAGUUCUGGCAGUCAAUGGAGACGAUGAACACAAACAAUUGCAUGAAUUGGCCGCUAAUAUAAUGCAAAAUCUACAGAAGGAUCACAUGCCGAGUGACGGGUCCAACAACGGCGCCCCCAACGCACCCCUCCAUCACAUGCAUAAUAUCGGCAAAAAUGCUAUGAAUUCUGAAUACAUCGACAAAACCGAUAAAUUGAAAGUUUCGGUCGGAGUUAAAGGCAUUCGGUUUGUAUCGGUUGAGAGAAACGGCAAAGUCGUGAACAUUAGCGCAGCCUUUGGUGUCGGAGCCGUCGCU
This is a messenger RNA of Medioppia subpectinata, 485 nucleotides long. NCBI's taxonomy places the organism in Eukaryota, Metazoa, Arthropoda, Arachnida, Sarcoptiformes, Oppiidae. The record is from the annotation of a GenBank genome assembly.